GAGCAAUAUAAACAGGGGCCGGGGAGGCCGCGGGAGCAAGCUCCACCCCAGCGCGGCCCCAAUGAAAGGGGCUGCGGCGCGCCGGGGGGAGCAGAGCGCCGGUGGCAUGGACAAGGGCUGCUACACCAUGGCCAAGUUCGGCCUCGAGGCCAAGGAGGCCGUGCCCAAGCGCGACUGCGGCUUCUACAUGAAGUACGUCUUCCUCUUCACCUCCCUCAUCCAGUUCCUCAUCAUCCUGGGGCUGGUGCUCUUCAUGGUGUACGGCAACGCGCACGCCGGCACCGACACCCACCUCCAGCACCUGGAGCAGCAAGUGCAGGACCGCUACGGCAAGAUCAUCACGCUCAGCGGCAGGAACGCCAACCUCAGCCGGGCGCUCAACGCCACGGCCAAGGAGAAGCAGGCGCUGCAGGCCCUCGCGCAGAAGGUGCAGCGGGAGCUGGACAAGUGCAACAGCAGCCAGGCGUCGCGCGGCACCGAGCACGAGCUGCAGAAAAUGUCGACCGUCAUCUUCUACGAGAAGACGAAGCUGAACGAGUGCCACAUGACCGUCAGCCUCAUCAACGCCAGCUGCCACGCCGAGAAGGCCACGCUGCAGAGCCAGCGGGACCAGCUGGCCCUGGCCAAGCGGGAGUCGGAGGAGCGGUGCGCCAGGGCGGGCGCCGAGCUGAGCAGGGUCACGCGCGAGAGCGAGGGCUGCCAGCGGGAGCUGCUCGCCACCAGGACGGGCUGCGACGCCACCCGGUCCCAGCUGGAGCUGCUGAAGGGGGAGUGCGUCUCGCUGCGCACCGACAUCCGCUACUCCCUCCAGCGGAUCAAGGAGCUGCUGAGCCCCUACAGCUGCAGCAGCGCCCUGGAGCAGCUCGGCUGGCUGGUGCAGCGCACCGAGGAGCUCUUCCAGUGGCAGCAGGAGCGCGACACCAAGUACGUGGGGAAGGCGGUGUGCAGCUCCCUGGUGGCCCAGUGCCAGCUGAACUGCUCCCAGGACAAGCAGGACCUGGACAAGCGGCUGCAGGACGCCGAGAAGCAGCUCCAGAGCAGCCAGGAAGAAAAGAAGAAGCUGGCGGCGGCGAAGGAGCAGCUCAGCAAGGACCUGGAGGAGAAGAGCAGGGCGGCGGCGCAGGCCGCCUUCCUCCGGGAGCAGCUCAACAUCUGCAUGGGCUACAAGGUGGGUGCCUUCCUGGACGCCGGCGGUGCGCGGGUGCCGGGGAGCCCGGCCUUCGGCGGCCGGCUGGGAGCCUUCGGGAACGCGGGUGGCUACCUGCCCGCGGACGCCCUGAGGAGCCAGGGCAUCGCGGAGAACGCGGGCAAGAUCAACGUGGAGGAGAUCCAGCGCUCGGUGCGGAAGAUCAUGGAGCAGUACGCGCCCGCGCCAAGGAACCCCAGCGGCUAGCGGCCGAGCUGGCGCACCGCGAGCUGCGGCGAGGAGCUCCGCACGCCCCGGCAGAGCAGCGGGACCGGCCCGGAGCGGCGCUUCCCGCGACGAGCACGGCGCGGCCACACCGUCCCCCGGCCCGGGCCGCGAGGGGCCAGGGCCGAGCUCUCCGUCCCCCCCCGCCCCCCACCGCUUCUCACCCCGUUUUCCCCACAUCUCCCCUCCCUGCCGCCGGCGGGACUGGGACACUCAACCCUUCCCGCGUGUGCACGCGUGUGUGCGCGUGUAUUCGGGCGCUCGGAUCUGGGGGCUGCAAAUACACUGGCCACUGGCACGGCAUGGCACAGCA
Rhea pennata is the source of this 1724-nucleotide messenger RNA. RefSeq names its product plasmalemma vesicle associated protein (gene PLVAP). NCBI's taxonomy places the organism in Eukaryota, Metazoa, Chordata, Aves, Rheiformes, Rheidae. The record is from RefSeq and is a predicted model, not a curated record. The coding region runs from base 62 to 1393 and encodes 443 amino acids. The transcript is spliced from 6 exons. Gene Ontology annotation, biological process: regulation of vascular permeability; positive regulation of cellular extravasation.